CUCUUUUGUUCCUUUUGGAAAUGAUUACCCAAUCAGUUCUCUCUUAAAAAAACACGAGACUUAAAACCAACCACUGGUGUUAUUUUAUGAAUCAUAUUUCAUUUACGACUUGCUCUACUUGGGAGUCACAACUCAAAACAUUGCAGCAGAAAUGAAAAUUGCUGCUUUCAACAUCCAGAGGUUUGGACUGACUAAAGUCUCCAAUCCAGAUGUGCUCUCAGCUCUUGUGAAGAUUGUGUCUCGAUAUGACAUCAUAGUCAUACUGGAGGUGGUGGAUGUCAGCGGUGCAGCGGUGGAACUGUUUGUAAAGGAACUUAACAGAGCCAAUGCAAGCCAUCACUACGCUCAACAGCUUAGUAGCCGACUUGGCAGGAACAGAUACAAGGAACAAUUCCUGUUCCUCUAUAGGGAUGACAUGGUUGACCUGGUGGACUGCUAUCAAUAUGAAGAUAACCAAGAGUGUGACAUGGAUGCUUUCACCAGGGAGCCCUACAUUCUGCACUUCAAACCACACAACACAGUGCUGAAGGAUAUAGUGCUGAUCCCAGUCCGCACUACACAAUGGGACACAGAGAAAGAGCUUGAUGAGCUGUACGAUGUUUUCCUGGCAGUCAAAGCCAAAUGGAAAACCGAUAAUGUGAUGAUCCUUGGGGACUUCAACGCAGAUGGAAAAUGUGUUACUCACAAGGGAAUGAAGGAGCUCCGUAUUCGCAGUGACAAGAACUUCCACUGGCUGAUUGGUGAUGAUGUAGACACGACUUCCAACACAGCGAAUGCACAUACCUACGACAGGAUUGUUGUGUACGGAGAUGACGUGAUGGCAGCCCUUGUGCCACAGUCAGCCAAACCAUUCAAUUUUCACAGAGAGUUUUCAAUGACAGAAGAACUGGCACAGCAAGUCAGUGACCGCUACCCUGUAGAGGUGGAGCUGAGCAGUUCCCUUCCUUUCUGGAUGACAAAUCCUACCCAAAGGCGUGAUGUGGAACACACACUGCAUGCCACAGUAAAUAAAGCCUUGCCAGUGAAUUUACAGGCUGACCUAUCGACACUGCAGAAGGAAAACCUCCUGCUGGAGAGAGAAAAACUCCAACUUGAAAUCUCGAUAUUAAAACAUCACCUUACCACACUCAGCAGAAAACGACAAUCAAAUAAGCUUCACAAUCCUGAGAUAUUUUCCCAUUUUUCUUGAUGUAUUAAUAAUGCAAUAUACUGUACAUAUAAGUUACUUGUAUGCAACUAAAACAUGUUGUAGUUGUUGAUGGAUAGUAAGUAAAGUAUACAAGGAACACCAUUUUAUUUUUACAAUUUAAAGGAGUUUGUAGCUCCACUUUUUGGUAUUCCACAUAUUUCAUAUUUACAUUGAACAUGAAAAAAAGCAUUGAAAACGAAUUCUUACAUUCAAAGUUUGUCUGGUUUUGGCAUUUUGUAAAUUUUGACACAUUUUCAGUCAUAUUAUAAAUGAUACUGCAAGUA
This is a messenger RNA of Nerophis ophidion (straightnose pipefish), 1473 nucleotides long. RefSeq names its product deoxyribonuclease-1-like. The coding region runs from base 152 to 1189 and encodes 345 amino acids. Gene Ontology annotation, biological process: DNA catabolic process. The record is from RefSeq and is a predicted model, not a curated record. Gene Ontology annotation, molecular function: DNA nuclease activity. Gene Ontology annotation, cellular component: nucleus. The transcript is spliced from 10 exons. Lineage: Eukaryota; Metazoa; Chordata; Actinopteri; Syngnathiformes; Syngnathidae.